UGUCAAUGCCAAUGGUUGCGGGACAUUGCUAUUUAUUGUGUUUUUUUUUAUCUCUCUCGCAGAAGGUACGUCUGCGACGAAAAUAAAAGGAAAAAAGUUAUAUAUCGAGACGUUGUAAUAAUAACGAUUCUGUAUGUUUGGGAUUUCCUCGAUUCGGUCGAUCGUUUCAAACGCCAUUGCGAAAAGUAGCUCAUAUCUACGCUACAUCAGAGGUUACAUUUUGUUUCAAGAAGUCAAUGGUAAGACGACACGUGCAACUGUGAUUGAAAGCAAAUAAAAUUUGUGGAACUUUGGUGGUGAAGAGAAGAACAUUUUUAACUCCUUGAAGAUGACCCAUCCGGGCAUGGCUUUUGUCCUGGUUGUUGGGGUUGGUUUAGCAACAAUAUUGUAUUACAUGUUUGCUGAUUCUGAUAAUUCACAUAAUUCACAAAAUUCUCAUCGUGCUGAUGGUGGUAUACCCCCGGAGCCUCCUAACAACUCCUGGAAGCCUGAUGACAGAUCGAGAUAUAGGAGGAAGGCGUCUAGUACUACCAGUGAAUUAUCUAGCUGCACCAUUUGUCUGAAUGAUAUUACCCGGCGAGAGAUUGUUCAUAUUAAUCCAUGCAGGCAUUAUUUUCAUGCGUAUUGCAUCCGGGAGUGGAGAGAUCAGAGCGAACAGGAAAGCCACAAUUUAUGUCCAAACUGUCGGAAAAAAAUUGAAUCUCUAGAUUGAAUUCAACGGGAUAACAAUGCUAUCAAUAUCUUUUUUUACAUAAGGAAUAAAACCCGUAUGAUUAGGUCGAGCACAUUUUUUAAAUGUUUUCCAUUGACGUUGCAAUUAUUUUUGAAUUGUCACCCCGUCAGGGAGAUUCACUCGCGCGUUAAUAAUCCGAUCGGUUUGUACCUUAGGAUUUUAUUUUAAUUGGAAGAAAAAACUUGUCUUCACGAGGGAAUCCCAAUGGCAAGAAUUGAUCAAAUCGAAAGCAAUUGUUCUUCCCUUAUUAUUUCAUCGUGUAUCCCUGUGGGAUAUGAUUGUUGGAAGUUUAAACGUUUGGCUCCGUAGAAUUAAUCUUUUUUAGAACACAUGAAAGAGCGUUGCAUAAUUAAAAAACGAGAAAAAUAAUUCAAGUAUUUCUCAAUCGUACAAAGUUAUUGUCGAUAAUGCGAGGGAAACGUCAUGAUCAUCAUAUCAUUCAUCGAAUCCAAAUUCAAUGUUUACUCUCCAUUGACUCAAUGGUCGAUGAGUUACUCACUCUCAUUAAGUAGUAGCUUAUGCUUCGAAAUAAAUCAAGAAACAUUGAACGGCAUUUCAUAGUGAAAUGACGAAAUUUGCGUAAUUAUGACAAGUGAGAAAGAAUUAACCAAGAGACUGAUGUGUUUUGUGACAAAAAAAUUACUGAAUGAUAACAAACAAUCACGCCGAUAUAACUUUGUCACAUUUAGUGGUUUUGAUUUUUCAAACUAGAGAGUAAAAUAUUUUGCUUGUUAGCCACGAAUGUUGAUCGAGCAUCGAAGACGACCACAGAGACUGUACUUUUUACUAUUCAAGCGAAAAAAAAAGAAUGGUCGUGUUGUUAGAUAUUUAUGUUGUCAAGAACAAAAAUUAUUAAACUGCUCAUUGAAAUCACUCUCGAAGUGGAAAAAAA
Fopius arisanus is the source of this 1625-nucleotide messenger RNA. RefSeq names its product E3 ubiquitin-protein ligase RNF149-like. NCBI's taxonomy places the organism in Eukaryota, Metazoa, Arthropoda, Insecta, Hymenoptera, Braconidae. The coding region runs from base 329 to 712 and encodes 127 amino acids. The transcript has 3 exons. The record is from RefSeq and is a predicted model, not a curated record.